AUGGAUGCAGGGAGUUCUGUGUCACCUCAACAUGAUGCACAUNAUAUUGAGAUGGAAUUUGAGGAAGGCAUAGCGGAGGACUUCAAUAAUAAUGAGUCAUAUGUGUCACCUCAACAUGAUGUACCUACUGAAGUACGACAUGAUGCACCUGCUAAUGCAUCAUAUGUUGAUGAAGCCCCUACUGAAGUACAACGUGAUGCAGUAGGUAUUGAUGAAGCAUGUGUUGAUGAAGCCCCCGCUGCUUCACCCCAUGUUGAUACACCACUAGCAGAUGCACCCCCUUCCCUUGCAGAAGAUCAUGUUUCUUCAGAUGGGCAUAAUAUGAGUGAUCGGCCUGAGCUUUUUGAGAGUCAUGCAAUUAUGAUCUAUCUAGCUUAUGUAUUUCCUGGAGUUGCAGAUCACUGGUAUCCUGCUGACCUUUCCAAAAGAGCAAAGAUCCACUCCGUAUUAGACUGGCAUCACUCCAAUUUACGCUACGGUGCAGCUACAUAUGUCCUCAACACUACUCUUGGACCUGCACUUGGGCGGCCUUUGAAUCCAAAAGCUGCAGCUGAAGGUGAGAAAAUAUUAUCAGCAUCUCUUGCAAAGAUAGAAUCUGUUUGGCUCAAGGGAAAUGGACGUUUUCUGCUUGGAAGCUUACAACCAUCCAUAGCAGAUCUUAGUUUAGUGUGUGAAAUCAUGCAGCUCGAGGUUGUGAAUGAGAAGGAUCGUGAUCGAAUAUUAGGCCCCCACAAAAGAGUUUUGAAAUGGAUCGAUGAUACAAAGAAUGUAACAAGACCUCAUUUUGACGAAGUGCAUUCCAUCCUUUUCAAAGUAAAAGAGAAACUAAAGAGGCUGCAGUCGGGAGGGACAAAAGACGAGACAGAAUCCACGAUGAAAACUGCUCUGCAUUCUAAGAUGUGA
This is a messenger RNA of Fraxinus pennsylvanica, 903 nucleotides long. NCBI's taxonomy places the organism in Eukaryota, Viridiplantae, Streptophyta, Magnoliopsida, Lamiales, Oleaceae. The record is from the annotation of a GenBank genome assembly.